Phycomyces blakesleeanus NRRL 1555(-) is the source of this 816-nucleotide messenger RNA. RefSeq lists its product as hypothetical. The coding region runs from base 1 to 816 and encodes 271 amino acids. Lineage: Eukaryota; Fungi; Mucoromycota; Mucoromycetes; Mucorales; Phycomycetaceae. The transcript is spliced from 4 exons. The record is from RefSeq and is a predicted model, not a curated record.
AUGUCUGAUAUCAACACCACACUCAUAAACUCUGUCAGAAAAAUUGAAAUUGAUAUUGCUGAAAUAAAGCAAAUGGUACGCAUACUUCAAGAUCAGUUUAGCAAACAAUUUGCCCCAACUGUAAGCGCAGAAGACCUUAGUACAAUGCAACAAAGCAUCAUUGAACAAAGUGCUCUUGAAUGUGUUGCUGAGUCUGUGAAAAGGUCUCAAUUCACCGAGUAUCCUGACCAGCUUGACAAGCAAGUAAUUAGCACAGGUGGCAAUUUCAAAGGGAAAAACGAAGCCCAGAAAUACAAUUUGUUGUUGCAGUUGCUUCAUGAACAAGACUGGAAAGCAUGCUGCAAAGAAAUUCCGGGAGGACAACCUUUGCCUCAACUAGUACUUCUUUUGGACAGCAAUUUGACAAUGAAGCGACUACAGCUUAAGACUUUGAGUCGUAGCAUCAAGCAUGACCUGCUUGACAAGGUCUUUCCUGCUUUCAGUAAAGAAUGGAAAAGUAUCCUGGCAAAGCACUGGAAGUACUACAUGAUGCAAUUGGAGAGACUGGCAAAGGAUAGCAGCUUUGCUAUUUACAAAUGCAAGAGCAUGUGGUAUGUAAAAAGCCUUCUCUGGGGAAGCUUCAAAAGUGACAACCAGAAGCAAAAAAAAAGAAUGGUAGAGAAGAACAACGCACAGCAAGAUGCAAAUGAUUCUUCAUUAUCUUCUGAUAAUAUGUCAGAAAUGAAUGGUGACAAGUUGCCUAUUAUGGUGGAUGUGCUGUCUCCUCUGGCAGAAAUAAGUGUUAAGCCAGCACACAAGAGAAGCCGAAGAUCAUAG